Molecule: messenger RNA, 735 nt
Organism: Humulus lupulus (European hop)
Lineage: Eukaryota; Viridiplantae; Streptophyta; Magnoliopsida; Rosales; Cannabaceae
Exons: 2
Source: RefSeq, a predicted model, not a curated record
AGUAGCAGUAGCAGUAGUAGUAGUAGUAGUAGCAGUAGUAGUAGUAGCAGUAGCAGUAGCAGUAGCAGUAGCAGUAGUAGUAGUAGCAGUAGUAGUAGUAGUAGCAGUAGUAGUAGUAGUAGUAGCAGUAGCAGUAGCAGUAGCAGUAGCAGUAGUAGUAGUAGUAGUAUUAGUAGUAGUAGUAGUAGUUGCAGUAGCAGUAGUAGUAGUAGUAGUAGCAGUAGCAGUAGCAGUAGCAGUAGUAGUAGUAGUAGUAGUAGCAGUAGUAGCAGUAGUAUCAGUAGUAGCAGUAGUAGUAGUAGUAGUAGCAGUAGUAGCAGUAGUAGCAGUAGUAGUAGUAGUAGCAGAAGUAGUAGAAGUAGUAGUAGAAGCAGUAGAAGUAGUAGUAGUAGUAGCAGUAGUAGUAGUAGUAGUAGCAGUAGUAGCAGUAGCAGUAGCAGUAGCAGUAGCAGUAGCAGUAGCAGUAGCAGUAGCAGUAGCAGUAGCAGUAGCAGUAGCAGUAGCAGUAGAAACAGUAACAGUAGCAGUAGUAGCAGUAGCAGUAGGAACAGUAGCAGUAGCAGUAGUAGCAGUAGCAGUAGCAGUAGCAGUAGCAGUAGCAGUAGCAGUAGCAGUAGCAGUAGCAGUAAUAGUAGUAGUAGUAUCAGUAGCAGUAGCAGUAGCAGUAGUGGUGGCAGUAGUGGUGGCAGUAGAGGUGGCAGUAGUGGUGCGUAUGCCGAUAUUUCGCAGCUGUAG